CGUGGCUGGCGCGACCCCGCCAUGGCCGGACGGCGACCGUCUGUGACUUGGGUUUCGGACAGACUUUUUAGGAGGAAAGGCUGACGACACCUUUUGGGGCCUCCGGACCAUGUGAUGGGACCCCCCACAUCCCUACCUUCACCUCCUCGAACGCCUCCCACGGGCGCGGCGAAAGGCCGUCCUCGGCUGCACGGAGAUAUUCCCGGUGACCGGCCUUGGAAUCGAGAGCCCGAGACGGUGUCCGGGAGCCGCAGGACCCCCGCGGGCUGGCAGUGGGCGUGGGCUCUGGGCGUCACAGCAAGGGUCACAGGAUGUCACCCGGGAAGAGAUGGGCUAAAGGAGGGGUCCCAGUAGCCACGGAGGACCAACAUCCCGAAGACACCACGGGGCCGCAGGAUGCGUCCAAGGAGAAGAGUCCCUGCAGCCCUGGAGGCAACCUCUGCCGCCUAGGGGCCCCACAGUGCACCCACUGCCUCAUCACCUUCGCCGAUUCCAAGUUCCAGGAGCGUCACAUGAAGCGGGAGCACCCGGCGGACUUCGUGGCCAAGAAGCUGCAGGGGGCCCUCUUCAUCUGCUUCAUCUGCGCCCGCUCCUUCCCCUCCUCCAAGGCCCUGAUCGCCCACCAGCGUAGCCAUGCUCCAGCUGCCAGGCCCUGCCUGCCCGGUGUGCCCACUGCUGCCCAGCCCACCUUCCCCUGUCCUGACUGUGGCAAGGUCUUUGGGCAGGCUGCUUCCCUGAGGCAACACCGCCAGGUACAUGAGGCCCACACCCCUCCUGGUCCCUUUGCCUGUACUGAGUGCCGUCAAAACUUUGCCCAGGAAGCUGGGCUGCAUGAACAUUACAUCCAGCAUGCUCGGGGGGAGCUCUGAGUGCACCCCCAAGCCCUCUCCACACACACACACACACACACAC
Messenger RNA from Dipodomys spectabilis (banner-tailed kangaroo rat), 912 nucleotides. RefSeq names its product zinc finger protein 576 (gene Znf576). The record is from RefSeq and is a predicted model, not a curated record. The transcript is spliced from 3 exons. Bases 312 to 869 code for a protein of 185 amino acids. Gene Ontology annotation, biological process: regulation of transcription by RNA polymerase II. Gene Ontology annotation, molecular function: RNA polymerase II cis-regulatory region sequence-specific DNA binding; DNA-binding transcription factor activity. Lineage: Eukaryota; Metazoa; Chordata; Mammalia; Rodentia; Heteromyidae.